AUGAUGGUUGGAAAAGUAGAACUCAUUCCAAUUGACGAGGGAAAUCGUAUAAUUGUCAAACAAGAUGAAAAAGUUAUUAUUGGGCGUGGUUCAUCAUUAGGCUGUAACGACAAGAAGAUCUCACGACAUCAUGCUGAAUUGUUACUGAAAGACGAUAACACACUUUGGAUCAAACCCACUCAUGCAAAUCCUGUUUUUUUUCGACCACCUUAUGGCAAAACAAUACAGUUACCGAAGAAUAUCGAACGAGAAUUAAAAGAUGGUGACCAAAUUGGUUUACUUCCAUCAACGUUUUAUUUUCGUGUAAGCUUUUCGACUGAUCACAACAAUAAUAAUGGCGAUUCAGAUACCGACUCAGUAUAUGAAUUCAAAAAAGAAGCGGAGGAAUUAUCUCCUAUUCACCAAAAACCAUCUGAUGAUUGGUCACCGACACCCAGUUAUCGCCGUUCGACAAGCAAUCAAGAUAUAUCAGUGUUUGAUUUUGAUGAUGAUAUCAAUACGCAACCAGCAACACGAAUACCGUGUAGACGCGUUUCUCUGGAAAAGAAAUUGACAUUGGAUGUUGAACCGAAGGCUAAACUCAAAUCGCCUACGAAAACGCCACCGCCAUCGUCACCGUCACCAACAACAACGACAACAACAUGUAGUCCUUCGAUUACGAUUCCAAGAGUCUCGAUAACUCAUCCACCUGCCGAAGCUCAGGAUGAAUCUGAUUCAUGUAAUGCGAACAUCAAAGCACGCAAAUUACCGAAAUGGAUGUUAGCACCUUCGUCGUCACCAAUAGUAAAGCCGACAACAACGCCAAAGUCUUCCUAUUCACGAAAUUCAUCGUAUACAGCUCCGACGAGUGCCAAACGACACUUAAGUUUUGAAGGCGAAAGCAAUGACGAUAUGAAUGAACUCUCCAAUAUGUCAGAUACUCGAUCAUCUACUGAAGGAAAAUCUUCAGGCAAGGUAUUAAGUAAAAUACAAGCAAGAAAAAGCUGCGACAGUGACAGUGCGGAUGGUCUUGAUUCUGUAACGAUUCCAACGACGCCACCAACGCCGAAACGAAUUAGAUCAUGUGGCAAACGUCGUCCAGCGUGUCAAUUCGGUGCUUCGUGUUAUCGAAAAAAUCCUGCUCAUCGUGCUGAACUAUCGCACCCAGGCGAUAGUGAUUACGAUGAUUCAAAACAGUCAAUUGAUACUGAUGAUAACGAUCCUGAUAGACCUGACUGUCCUUUUGGCAAAUCAUGUUAUCGACAAAAUCCUCAACAUAAACGAGAUUUUCGACAUUAG
This is a messenger RNA of Adineta ricciae, 1278 nucleotides long. NCBI's taxonomy places the organism in Eukaryota, Metazoa, Rotifera, Eurotatoria, Adinetida, Adinetidae. The record is from the annotation of a GenBank genome assembly.